CCACAAAGCUCGAUCAUUCUCCCACUCCCUUUGCUCCUCUGAAAUCGCCAAAGAAGCAGGGAGAUGUUCAAGAACAGCCCCCCGAAGCACCGCCAUGAUGGCACUUCCCCCCUUCCCUUGGGCAUGGACUGGAGCCCUCCUCCCAAGAAAUGGAGCCUCCUUGCAGCAUUUGAUUGAAGUGAUGGAGUACGAGAAAGAUGGCAAGAACACCGUCCAACACAUUAAGACAAAGUAAUAAGGAAAAUGAUGGUCAUAACCACGGUAAAGGGAAAAGAGGGAAAGAAAGAGAAGAUGCAAAAGAAGGAAAACUGUUCAAAUCCUUCUCAUGUUUUUCCUGGCGAAGUAGUAAUGGAGGAAGGCAAAGAUGGCACUAGCACCAGUCAUCACUUAGGCAAGGAUGGGAGAAACACAAUAUGGCCUCACAAUCCUCACACAGGCUGGAGUUACUGUGUCAUGAUUCCUUCCUGGAUUGUUCAAACUGAUCCUGGAGCAUCCCAUGACAGCUUCUUGAAUCCUAUAGUUUUUUAUAGGAUUCAUAUUGGUAUACAAUCUCCAGAAGGGGUUAGCACUAGCCAUGGAGUACUUAGAAGAUUCAGUGACUUCUUGAAGUUAUAUUCUGCUCUUAAGAAGGCAUUUCCAAAAAAGGAUAUUCCUCCAGCCCCACCAAAGCAUGCUUUCUUGAGAAUAAAUUCCAGCCGGAUGCUCUUAGAAGAGAGGAGGCAUGAUUUGGAGGAAUGGAUGGGAAAGCUACUUUGUGACAUUGACCUAUCUAGAAGUGCUCCUGUGGCAAGUUUUCUUGAGCUAGAAGCUGCUGCAAGGUCAUCAUUUAGGGAUGUGAAUCAUGAUCCUUUGGAAACAAGUUCUUCAGGUGAUGCUAUUGCCAUGGCCUCUUCAAUUCCACUUAGACCUAGUUCCAGUGCUUCAAUUGCUGAUGGUGCAAAGGUCGCAUCUAAGUCCCACUCUGUUGCUUCAGACAUUGAUAGUGAUGUAUGUGAAGCAUCAGACCUGGGAACCCCAAGGCAAGGAAAAGUUCAAAUUUCUUCAACUAGCACAGAAAAUCUAGCAAUGACUCAUGAUCUAACUGUUCCAAGAGGGUCAAUUGGUAAUGGUAUCAUGGGAGAAUCAAUCCUGGAUAAGUCAGAAGAAUUUCUUACCAGUAGUUUGCACUGCAAAAGGGAGAACCUUGUUUUAGAGACGGAUAGUUCUGGGGGAAUUUCAAAGGAGACAUUUCUUUCCAGGGGCAGACUAGAGUCCACUUCAGAAUGGGAUCAUGAUAAGUUUUAUGGUCAUACUAGAAAACUGUCUGCUGAAAGUACUGGAAGUGACAUAAGUUCUAUACGGGGUAGUGAAUUAUCAUUUCCUGGGAUGACUAAUUCGAUUUGGGAUGGCUCUGUUGAUCUUCCUAGUAGCUCUGAAGCUCAGAAUGCAAUGGAAGCCCUAUCUGGCUUGGAGACACACAUUCUAAAUGAUGCACAAAUUUUCCUUCCACUUGAUCAACGAUAUAAAUUGAAUAGAGUUCUUGUCACCAUGCAAAGAAGAUUAGGGACAGUAAAAGCAGAUAUGGAGGAUCUUAUAGCUCGACUGCAUCAAGCAAUGGCUGUGAAUGAAUACCUUACAACAAAGGUCAAGGAUUUAGAGGUGGAACUGGAAGUCACUAAGCAGAAAGGAAAAGAAAAUUUGCAACAAGCCAUUUUAGUUGAAAGAGAAAGAGUAACACAAAUGCAAUGGGAUAUGGAUGAACUUCACAGGAAGUACUUAGAGAUCGAGUCUAGACUUAAGAUUGAGCAAAAUGAAAAAACUCGUGCAGAGUCGGAAAAAACAACUGCUCAUGGCGAGAAAGAAUUGCUGCUGCAGGAAUUAGAUGCUAAACAAGAAGUAUUAGGGACUAUGCAGAAGCAUCUAGAAGAGCUAGAAAAGAAGUCAAAAGCAGAUAUCAAAGUUCUUGUCAAAGAGGUGAAAUUUCUCAGGAGUUCUCAAGUGGAGUUGAAGGAAAUGCUAAAUCAAUCUCUAAGAGAAAAGACUGAAUUAGAGAGAGUUGUUCAUAAGGAAAAGCAAAGGUGGAUACAUGCAGAAUCAGCGAGGAAAAAACUUCUUAAUGAAUGCAGAGUUCUUCAUGAUCGACUUCAAGAAUGCCGUGUUAAUUUUCUUUCAGAAUCAGAAGACAAGUUCAGUAUUAAUCCUUCAUCCCUUUCGGAUGCUCUAGAUCUUCUGGCAACUUCAGAUGAUAGAAUUGGCCUUCUUCUUGCAGAGGCACAACUCCUUGCAAGGGACGAGGAACAGAUGGUUUCAGAUAUGGAUGAGGCUCGGAGUAGUGGAUCUUCUGAAAAUCUAAUUGCUACAAACGAUGAAAAUCCAAUUAAUGCAGAUGAUGAGAUAAGAAAAAUGUUGACAGAUUUGUUUAUAGAUAAUGCAAGACUGAGGAAACAGGUUAAUUCUGUUAUCCGUUGCACCCUCAAUACAGUUGUUAAGCCAGAGAAGGAAGAUAGCGACGAAGUUCCUUCCAGGUGGACUGUUCUUAACCGGUUCUUAGAGAGAUGAAAUGAAGCUACUGUAAAUUCUCAUGAAUGCUUGUUUCAAGAUUUGGUGAUCCCUAUUACCAAGGGAUAUCCAAUCAUCUGCAUCCUACGUCCAAUAGUUUCCUUUCAUGUUGUUGUAAACAUAAUGUCGUCUAUAGGGAAAAAAAAAAUAAAUUGAUGAAAUCAGGCUUCCCAAGGGUUCAGCAUAGACUUCUCUCCCUAAGCCUUCCAACGGAAGAUGCUGUGGUUCAUAGACAACCAGGCACUAAGAGUACUCGACUACCUAUGGCUAAACUAUUCAAUAGCGAAGAGGGCUUUUUAAAAGAGCUACAAGCAAUACAUAACCAUGAUGUGGGAUUAUAGAAGUUCAUGGGAUGGUGCAGAAUAACUCUCUCUCUGCAAAUUUAUGGCACAUCUUACUGUUUGUUUUUUGUUUUGAUUUUGUUCUUAUCAAUUCCACCAAAAAGGCAGGCGCUGUCAGAGCUGUCUCAGUUGUUCAUUGAUAAAAUGCCCAAGGAUCUUCACAUCAAUGGAACCCUUUUUUUUUUUUUGUGAUAAGGCAAAAAUGGGGUGAGGGGAGCAACUGGUGUAGCUAUUUUCUUUAGGCGUGACCACGAGGGUUUCCACCCUGUUGAGUGAAUGAAACCUUUCAUAAACCAGGUUGGAAAGGAGUUUGUGACCAUCUGGUCAAUUAAUCCUUUGUUUUUUUUU
Messenger RNA from Elaeis guineensis (African oil palm), 3227 nucleotides. Its product is annotated as PX domain-containing protein EREL1. Gene Ontology annotation, biological process: protein transport. The record is from RefSeq and is a predicted model, not a curated record. Gene Ontology annotation, molecular function: phosphatidylinositol binding. NCBI's taxonomy places the organism in Eukaryota, Viridiplantae, Streptophyta, Magnoliopsida, Arecales, Arecaceae.